AUGAAUUGUUUUGGAAGAGAAAAUAGACUUAAACAACAUGAGUUUGGAGAAAGUUUUAGGAGCCGUGGAAGGCGACGAAAGCGUAGCUUCCAGACGGCGGAGAGCAGAGCAACUUGGUCCGGAUUCAGAUGGAACGGUGAAGAUGCGUCAACCUCCGAUCAACAUGAUGAGUUUAAAGUCAUUUGUUCUACAUUCGCACUCACCGGGGAUUCAGCUCAUAACCAAGCCAUGGUGCAUUGGUCCGGCCAAAAUAGCAGUGUGAUUCUAAUGCUGACUAAGUACUUUGACUUCAGCCUUGGCAGUGUCACAGAGAGCUCUCUAUGGAGGUCAACAGACUAUGGAACCUCAUAUGAGAAACUUAAUGAAAAGGUUGGACCAAAAACCAUACUAAGCUACUUGUACGUGAGUCCGAAUAACAAACGGAAGAUCAUGUUACUGACUGACCUGGAGGUGGAGAGCAGCCUGCUCAUUAGCCUUGAUGAGGGUGCAUCCUAUCAGAGGUACCACUUAGCCUUCGACAUCAUCAGCCUCCUCUUCCACCCCGAGCAGGAGGACUGGAUCCUGGCUUACAGCCACGACCAAAAGCUCUAUGUCUCUGUUGAAUUUGGAAGAAGAUGGCAGCUCGUGCAUGAGAGUGUAGUCCCCAACAGAUUUUACUGGUCAAAAUUGGGUUUGGACAAAGAGCCAGGAAUGAUUCACUUGGAGACCAGUGUUUCUGACAGACGGUCCCAGUAUAUAACGUGUAAGCUGCAGAACUGCUCAGAGGCCAACAAAGGCAGGCCUUUCCCUGGAUUUAUCAGCCCUGAUUCCCUGGUGGUUCAGGACCAGUAUGUUUUCAUUCAGGUACCAAUGGGUGGACGGCCUGUCCAUUAUGUGUCUUACAAAAGAAAUACCUUCUUCCCCAUGAAGCUACCUAAGUACAUAUUGCCAAAGGACUUGCAGAUAAUCAGCAUUGAUGAUAACCAGGUGGUAGCAGCAGUGCAGGACUGGCACCAGAAUGACUCCUACAACCUGUACAUGUCAGAGGCCCGUGGACUCUUCUUCACUCUGGCCCUGGAGAACAUAGUGAGCAGUGUGGGACCAGAGGGCAACGUCAUGAUAGACCUCUAUGAGGUAGCAGGGAUAAAAGGGCUGUUCUUGUCAAAUAAAGUUGUUGAGGACCAAGUGAAAACGUUUAUCACUUACAAUAAGGGGCGAGACUGGAAUCUUCUACAGGCUCCUACCACUGAUCUGAAGGGAACCAGACUCUACUGUGUACAGCCCUACUGUUCAUUACACCUGCAUCUUCAUGUGUCUGACAACCCGUACACAUCUGGAAACAUAGUCAGCAAAGAAUCAGCUCCAGGAAUUAUAGUAGCAUCAGGUACCAUUGGGCCUGAGCUUACCACCUAUAAUGUCAGCAUUUUCAUCACCUCAGAUGCUGGCAACACUUGGAGAGAGGUAUUUGAGGAGGAGUAUAGUAUCCUCUUUCUUAACCAGGGUGGUGCCCUAGUGGCCAUUCGACACACACCUCUCCCCAUCAGACAUAUCUGGCUCAGUUUUGAUGAGGGAAAACGCUGGAACAAAUACAGCUUCACCCCCUCUCCUCUCUAUGUAGACGGAGUCUUAGGAGAGCCAGGGGAAGACACCCUCAUCAUGACAAUAUUUGGCCAUUUCAGCCAUCGUUCUGAGUGGCAGCUUGUCAAAAUUGACUUCAGGUCCAUCUUUAACAGAAGGUGCAACACAGACGACUAUCAGACCUGGCAGUUACACAAUGACGGUAAAGUCUGCAUUAUGGGAGUGAAGAGAAUCUUCCAGAAUCUGAAGCCCGACACCAGAUGUGUCAAAACCAGAGAUCAGUACAUCUCCCAGAUGUCAGACUCCUGUCCAUGCACUGAGGCUGACUUUGAGUGUGAUUAUGGCUUUGAGAGGCAGAGUGAUGGAGGAUGCACCCCUGUCUUCUGGUUUGUUCCAUCCUCUGUGUCCAGAGACUGCACCACCGGAGACAGUUUCCUCAACACUACUGGAUACCGUAAGGCUCUGUCCAAUAACUGCACUGCGGGAACCCUGGGGAAGUAUAGCCCUAGGAGCCAAAGGUGUCCCCGCCAGGCCCCCAGAGGUCUGCAGCUGGUCACCAGUGAGGGGACACUUACAGCCACCAUGGGGGACAACGUCACCUUCCUGGUGUUUCUGGAGGAGGGUGAUGGCUCCAUAACAAGUAUAACAGUGGACUUUGGAGAUGGGAUGGCCAUAUCCUACGCUAACAUCAGCUCCAUAGAGGAUGGAGUCAAACAUAUCUACAGUAAAGUGGGCAUUUACCAAGUGGCUGCCACAGCACUCAACAGCCUGGGCUCUGAGAGAGUCUUACUAUACCUACAUGUUACCUGUCUACUUGAGCAAGUGCAGCUUUCAGCUCCCUCAGUGGUUGUUAGGAAUGAAGCAGUGAAUCUAACAACAGUCCUAAAGCCAAGUUACGUUGGAACAGUCACCUACUACUGGUGGUUCAACAACCACACUGAGCCUGUCAUGACUUUAGUGGGAGGAAUGUCCUUCACCUUCUCCAAGGAGGGAACCCAUACUGUCACUGUGCAAGUGUCAGUUGGCAACACCUUCCUUCAAGACAAAAUAACUGUUGCAGUCUAUGAAUAUUUCCGGUCACACGUUUUAGCCUUCACCUCUAAUCUGGAGGCCUUCAAUCCUGGUGUGGCUGAAUGGAGGCAGGACAUCAGUAGAGUGGUCAAGGACUCCAUGGUCCAAGUCACAGGGAUCAGUGGAGAGCAGCUUCUAGUGUCAGUGCUCCCAGGGUUGCCAACGGCAGCAGAGUUUUGCAUCGUCCCUGAGAAAAGGUCAACAGAGGGGAGAAUGGAUGGAAAAGUGACACAUUUAGAGCAGCUCUUUUUAGUCCUGCUAAGUGCUCUGAACCAAGACCUCAUCCAGUUUACUCUGCGCCCUGGGGUUCAGAUUAACGUCUACGCCACACGACUGUCUCCAGCUCCUCUCGUGGACACUAGUGAGAGUGGUCACAAUGGUGCUACAGUCAUUAUGCUAGUGACAGUCGUAUUUGUGGGUUUGGCAGUUUUCGUUAUCUGCAAGUUCAAAAGGAAGAUCCCUGGCAUCAACAUCCACACAGAUGAGCGGUCAGAGAAACAACAGAAAGUGAUCCCUUCGGUGGCAUCUAUAGCUGUCCCAAACCCUGAGGGGGACAUGGUGAGCACUCUGGAGCACUUGGACACAGGGCCAGAUGCACGUGGCAUAGGAUACCUGCCAUCUCACACAGACAUCAAACUCUCAGAUGAAACUCCCCAUGUGUUUUAAUGCUGAGUCUACAGCCGACUUGUAAGCAAUAAGUCUUUUUGGCAGUUGCUUCUAGCGAACUCUGAAACCACGGAACAAAUGGAUGGUCUCGAGUGUUUUCUACCAAUGCAUGGACGGACCAGCUCUUACGCUGUGCUGCCUGGACUCUAGGAGGAGGAGACUACAGAUUUUACUUGCGUCUUGAAAAGGGUAAUUUUUUAUCAAAAUACUUGUAUUUUUGCAAGAACAUUGCACUAUUUUAUGAAAAUAGUGUAAAUACAGAAUUGCUGAACUAAAGAUAAUU
Coregonus clupeaformis (lake whitefish) is the source of this 3577-nucleotide messenger RNA. RefSeq names its product VPS10 domain-containing receptor SorCS1-like. Gene Ontology annotation, biological process: post-Golgi vesicle-mediated transport. The transcript has 28 exons. Gene Ontology annotation, molecular function: protein binding. The record is from RefSeq and is a predicted model, not a curated record. NCBI's taxonomy places the organism in Eukaryota, Metazoa, Chordata, Actinopteri, Salmoniformes, Salmonidae. Bases 1 to 3294 code for a protein of 1097 amino acids. Gene Ontology annotation, cellular component: Golgi apparatus; membrane.